Molecule: messenger RNA, 1715 nt
Organism: Oxyura jamaicensis (ruddy duck)
Lineage: Eukaryota; Metazoa; Chordata; Aves; Anseriformes; Anatidae
Gene: CSTA
Product: cystatin A
Exons: 2
Coding region: 1130-1348 (72 amino acids)
Cellular component (GO): cytosol
Molecular function (GO): cysteine-type endopeptidase inhibitor activity
Source: RefSeq, a predicted model, not a curated record
CAUUCUCUCCAUGAACGGGGCUGUAAGGAUCUCCUCAUCUGGUGUGGCGAAUUGAGAGAAAAUAGAAAACUUACAGUUUUAACACCCGCCACUCCCUUUAUUCCCAAGAACUGCAAACGUUUUUCACUUUGUUCAGGAAGACGUGCCAGGACAGCUGGUUUUCCUCAUAUGGCUUUCAUCCUCUCACAUAACAGUUCUGAGGAAUUCUGCAACAUCCUUAUCUGUAACACGCUCCUAUCUUGAUCUGUAUACCAUUGAAUUUAGUCCUGUCAGCCCUAGUUUCUCAAUCUCAAGCUCUUUGUAGCAAGAACAGGCCUUGAAGUUAGAUAUGAAGCACGUGUUUGCAGUCUGUUGCAUCACUUGUUAUCUGUGAGGAGGUCAAUAAGCAGAGUUUCAAGAAAAGCAUAAAUGGUACUGCUUAUUGAAUGUUUAUCUUGAUUGUCUGAAUGCAACUAACUACAGGUUUGAUAGGAAAGGAACAGAAUUAACUAACUUUCAGCACUUACCUGAGCCUAGGACUAAAUUUUUUCCCCUUCUGAAUUUUGUCUCUGCACCUUUCUGGUCAGGCAGAAGUAAGUACAGUCACUGCAUGUAAAACAAAAUCUGUUCCUCUUUCCUACCUGGAAGGAUAUUGAGACAAUAUGAUUUCAAGUAGAACGGGACCUGCACUAAGGAAAUUACUGAACGCUUUAUUCUGAUCUGAAAUGUGUUGGGAAAUGCUGGGUGUGGCUUUGAUGCAUUUCCUGAGCAUAUGGACUAGUCACCUGCAUGUGGGUGGAGAGGCAAGAGGUUCUAGUUUCAGCACUAACCAACUGUCUUAAGGUAUGGAUGGCUGGAGAUUGUCCUGUACUUUUCUUACUGACAUGCAGCCUUUAUACACAUAAGAUUUUAAUGUGCUCUUUAUAUUUGCUGUUAAUAUCGUUAGUGCUUUACAUGGCUUUUUGCCCCUGUUCUCAGCAUUUCUCUCCUCCUCCAGUUCCGCAGUGGUAGGUUCCAUAUGUUAAAAGUCAUGUGAUGCCAUGACACAUGUGUAUGUGUAUAUAUACGAGGUGCCUGGUGACUCUUCUCAGACUGCUCUGGACUUCCCUCCUCAGAACCAGCCAUCAUUUCGGAGAAGUUACCUACCACUAUGAUGCCUGGGGGCUUAUCUGAAACUAAGCCUGCUACUGCAGAAACCCAGCAUAUUGUUGACCAGGUGAAGCCACAAUUUGAAAGCAGGGAAAACAGAACAUAUGGCAUCUUUGGAGCCAUAGAAUAUAGGACUCAGGUGGUUGCUGGAAUAAACUACUUCAUUAAGGUUUGUAUGUUUUAUAAGGGGGAUUACUUUGUAGUCAAACAAUACAGGUGACUUGCAUAGUGGCUUAUAGCAAGAAAGGGAAGCACAUGUAGAAAACCUGAUGUGACUAACAAGAAUCACCAGUAUCUCUAGCUGCUUAUAAAAUUCCUCUGUCGCUGCUCUAGAAUAGAAGUAUAAAAACUUAAACAACAUUCACUGUGCUUGUUCAGAUGUGAAUGAUAACUUUUGUAAGAUCAUCUCACCUGAAGACAGUGGAUGGCCUUAUCAGCUCAAAUGCUCUAAACUAGCCGUAACUGUGCUCUCCUGUUGCCUUCCAAGGCAAAGCAGCAGAUUUCAUAUUCCCUCUUGUGUCCUCCAGUAGUGUUUAUUAUAAUUAAUUUGAGGCCAGCCUGAGCAUCUGUUGGGCAGUUAGUCAGUU